CGGCGCCUGACCGCAGGGCUCCGCUCCGCUCCCGAGGAUGCUGCGGGGCGAUGCCCGGCGACAGGGAGGACGAGAUCUGCCAGAAAGCGCUGCAGCUGCUGGCCGAGCUGUGCUCCGUCGGGGCGGUGGAGAACGAGAACUGCCGCGAUUUCAUCUACUACCUGCGGGACAGAGCCCGGCCCCGCCUCAGCGACUCAGACAUCUCCAUAAGCCUGCUGUCCCUGGUUGUCACUGCCUGCGGCCUGGCUCUGUUCGGCGUGUCGCUGUUCGUGUCCUGGAAGCUGUGCUGGAUCCCGUGGCGGGAGCGGGGUUUGCCCUUCGGGAACAAGGACAGCAAGCAGGAGCCGCUGCACUACGCGGGCGCGGAGGCCAAUGAGCGCGACUACAGCGAGGAGUACGUGGGGCAGCCCGCCGCCUUCCCCGAGGCCUCCAUGAAGAUCAGCCACACGUCCCCGGACCUGCCGCUGGACACCCAGGCGGGAGACACGGAGAACUGCGUGCCCAACGCGCGGAUGCAGCGCCAGACCACCGAGCCCACCUCGUCUGCCCGGCACAACUCGCUCCGGAGGCAGCUCAACCUGUCCAACCCCGACUUCAACAUCCAGCAGGUGCAGAAGCAGGAGCAGCUGACGGGCAUCGGCCGCAUCAAGCCAGAGCUCUACAAGCAGAGGUCUCUGGACACGGACGACGGCCGCAGGAGCAACAGCAAGGCCUGUGGAAAACUCAACUUCAUCCUCAAGUAUGACUGUGAUCUGGAGCAGCUGAUUGUGAAGAUUCACAAGGCCGUCAACCUGCCCGCCAAGGACUUCUCUGGGACGUCAGAUCCGUACGUGAAGAUAUAUCUGCUCCCCGACAGGAAAACAAAACAUCAGACUAAAGUGCACAGAAAGACCCUAAAUCCAGUGUUUGAUGAAGUUUUUUUAUUUACUGUCCCCUACAAUGAUCUCAGCACGAGGAAACUCCAUUUCUCUGUGUAUGACUUUGACAGAUUCUCCAGGCACGACUUGAUUGGCCAAGUGGUAGUGGAUAAUUUUUUAGAUUUGGCAGAUUUUCCCAGGGAAUGUAAUAUUUGGAAGGAUAUUGAAUAUGUCACCAAUGAUAACGUGGAUCUUGGUGACCUUAUGUUUUCGCUCUGCUACCUUCCAACAGCUGGUAGACUAACUAUUACAAUAAUAAAGGCAAGAAAUCUAAAGGCAAUGGAUAUCACAGGAGCAUCAGAUCCCUACGUGAAGGUUUCUUUAAUGUGUGAAGGAAGGCGGCUAAAGAAAAGGAAAACUUCCACCAAGAGGAACACUCUAAAUCCCGUUUACAAUGAAGCCAUAGUCUUUGACGUCCCUCCAGAAAACAUUGACCAAAUUAACUUGUCGAUAGCUGUUAUGGAUUAUGACCGUGUAGGUCACAAUGAGGUCAUUGGAGUUUGUCAAGUAGGCAACGAUGCAGAGAGUCUAGGUCGCGACCACUGGAACGAAAUGCUCUCGUACCCUCGGAAGCCCAUCGCUCACUGGCAUCCUCUUGUGGAGGGCCCUAUUCAGCAGGAAUGUUAUGCAGGUCUUCUGCGCUUGGAUGGCUGCCGAAGAGGCUUCCUCACCCUUUUAACCUAUUCAGCAGAAAUUUGGCAUUCCUGUUGAACUCUUUCUUAGCCAUAUCCUCAGGGGCUAUUCCACAGAGUCCAGUGGGGAAUCAAGUGGGGGAGGGUGUCCAGCGCAUCCAGGCUGUGCAGAGAAAUACAUACACAGCAUAUCAUUUUGGUUCCUGAAUCAGGAUUAGACUCAGCAAGAGCUUCUGGAACCUCUGUGGCCACAGCCAUAGGACCCUGAAUAUUUGCUGAAUAGGACCCUCAGUCUUCUACUGUGUGAAGAGCUAUUGGUUUCAAACAGCGUGAUGUUAUCCACUUGUAGCAUUAAUUCUCCAGCUGACACUACUGCUACUGAUAGAUUAUUUGUAUGGUCGUAAGCAUUACCCAAAUUCGAGUCAUCAUUUCUGUUCAGUAGAAUAACCCAGGUUUACAAGCAAAAUGAUAGCAAUGUAAACCAACAAAUAUGGGAAGCAGCAACAAAUAUUGUCCUUGUACUUGCAAAAAAGGUGCAGUAUUGUGAAUGAUUAGCUUUCUAAGUAUUUUUUUUCAAGAAUGAUUGCCAUCAGAUUCUUAUUUUUUGAUGACAAGUUGCGUCCUCAGUCUCAGCUGGUGCCUCCUUUCACCUGACGUGAAAACAAAUUAAUAUGGUUCCUUGCAGAAAUCUUCAAAUCUGAAAAACUGUAAAAAAAGUUCUGCUGGGUGAGAACAAGAUGCAUAUGGUAUUUGUAAUGACAGCAUGUUCUUUGAGAAAGGAGAUAACCAUCUGUAUAACAUGGAGGUUGUUAGUCCUCAACCUUUGUGGAUGAUUUUCCAGUCAACGUUUCUGAGUCGUGUCCACGACACUGCAAACUGUUGGAAGUGUGUCCCGGGUGGCAAUGCUGGAUCAUGCAAACAAACACACACAUGCCCCAUGUCAUCUGAAAAUGCUGUUCCAAAUAUAUAGUGCCUGUGAAGACUUCCUUUACUAUUUGUGGUAGAGUUAGCAGGGCUGGUUUACAUGGUGGUAUAUUGUAUAUUCCGACAAAUUCUGACCAUUAAAAGAAAAUGAAUCAA
Camarhynchus parvulus is the source of this 2629-nucleotide messenger RNA. RefSeq names its product synaptotagmin 9 (gene SYT9). Gene Ontology annotation, molecular function: calcium-dependent phospholipid binding; clathrin binding; SNARE binding. The record is from RefSeq and is a predicted model, not a curated record. Lineage: Eukaryota; Metazoa; Chordata; Aves; Passeriformes; Thraupidae. The coding region runs from base 51 to 1628 and encodes 525 amino acids. The transcript has 8 exons. Gene Ontology annotation, cellular component: membrane; dense core granule. Gene Ontology annotation, biological process: calcium-ion regulated exocytosis; regulation of calcium ion-dependent exocytosis; cellular response to calcium ion.